Molecule: messenger RNA, 1143 nt
Organism: Letharia columbiana
Lineage: Eukaryota; Fungi; Ascomycota; Lecanoromycetes; Lecanorales; Parmeliaceae
Exons: 2
Coding region: 1-1143 (380 amino acids)
Biological process (GO): fatty acid beta-oxidation
Cellular component (GO): peroxisomal matrix
Source: RefSeq, a predicted model, not a curated record
AUGUGGGUUGCGAGGGUCGGUGGAAGUCUCCAUUUUGGAGAGCUCGCGGCUUGCGAGAGCCGUUAUAUGUGUCUUGUAACCAUCGUGCUGGAUGAUCAAAAGGCUUCGUUGAAAGCUCGUCUCCCUCGGUCGCAAGGCUGGACCUCGGCAAACAGCUUCUCCAGAUUUGUCAACAACGACCCACUUCAUACCCCGCGUGCUUUACUACGCAACUCCACAGCUGUCAUUGCGAUGAGCGGCAAUAUCCACACUCUCGCCACCCCAGCCCUCCAACCCUUGUGGACGUCUAGAGUACAAUAUCCACCCUUCCGCAUAACAGCCAUGCCUCUCCCAUCAGACCCUCGCGUCGCCUUGCACACCGAAGGUAAGAUCGCCUACAUCAGAAUCAACAUCCCCGAGAAGCUCGGCGCCCUGACUCAAGAUCUCUGCUACCGUCUCGCAUGUCUCAUGCGCGAGGUAGCAAAGCGCGACGACAUAUUCAUCACAAUCUUGACGGGCACAGGCCGCUACUUCUCCGCCGGCGCCGACGUCUCAGUCGGCCGCUCCCUCUCCGAGCACGCCGACGUACGCCGCGAGAGCUUGCGCAGUUUCGUGUCCAACAACCUAGAGGUCGCGAACGCAUUCUACACCCAUCCGAAGAUCCUCGUCACCGCGCUCAAUGGGCCCGUCAUAGGUCUCUCCGCCGCCCUUGUCGCGCACUCUGAUUUCAUAUACUGCACGAGGUCUACCUUUCUCCUCACGCCCUUUACUUCGCUCGGGCUGGUAGCAGAAGGUGGAGCCAGCCAUGCGUUUGUGCAGCGCUUGGGUAUCAGUAAAGCGAACGAGGCGCUGAUCAUGAGCAAGCGCAUCACCGCUGAGGAAUUGUUGCACACUGGCUUUGUCAACAAGAUCUUCGACACGGGCAAGGAUGACCAUGAGAAGUUCUUUGCCGAAGUAAUGAAAGAGGUGCAUGAUCGCCUUGGAAGCCAUCUUAACAGCGAGUGCUUGGUGAAGGUGAAAGAGCUGAUUCGCAGACCGGAGCGCCAGACUUUGGAUUCGCAGAACGUUGCAGAGGUUUUUGGAGGAUUGGAGCGUUUUGCCGCUGGAAUCCCGCAAGAGGAGUUUCGCAAAAUUGCCAGUGGGGAGAAGCGUCACAAAUUGUGA